CAAAAAGAAACCCACAACUCAAUGUCUCUUCAAAAUUUUUUCAAAUUUCUCAAGAAAAUAUCAGUUGAAGUAAGGGGAAGAAAACCUUCAGCACUUCUAGAGGGACUAUGUCGUCAAUUUUCACUAGCUGAGCUCAAAGCUGCCACCAACAAUUUUCAUCAUGAUUUGAAAAUCGAUGUGCUUGGUUUUGGCCCAGUAUACAAGGGCCUCAUUGAUGGCGGUUCUUUGGUUGUCGCUGUCAAACGUUUCUCUAGAGACUCUAGACCAACGGGACAAGCAGUUGGAGCGUUCCAAAAUGAGGCACAGUUGCUCUGCCAGCUGCGCCACCAGAAUCUUGUCUCUCUCCUCGGGUUUUGUCACGAGAAGGGUGAGAGCAUCCUUGUGUUUGAAUAUGUGACCCAUGGGGGAUUGGAUGGUCAUCUUUUUAAAAAUGAUGAUCCCCUCCCAUGGAAGCGGAGACUAGAGAUAUGCAUUGGGGCAGCGCGUGGAUUACACUACCUUCACACAGGUGCCAAGUAUGCAAUAAUUCACCGCGAUGUCAAUCCUUCUAAUAUUCUUUUGGACGAAAAUUGGGAUGUAAAGCUUUCAGAUUUUUGGAUUUCCAGGAUUGGUCCCUCUAGCAUCUCAAAGCCUAAGCCCGACGCUUUGAAAAAAAUGGAGUCGAUUUGUGGUAUACUAGGGUAUAUGGCUCCAGAGUAUCUCAUAAAAGGUGAAGUCAGUGUAAAAAUUGAUGUGUACGCACUAGGUAUUGUUCUGUUGGUAGUAUUGUGUGGUAGGAAGCCAUAUGACAACACGGCAGAAGAAAGCCAUGUGAUUUCCUGGAUCAUUAAAUGCAUAAAAAACGGCUGCGUUCAUGAUAUGAUCGAUCCAUUUCUGAAUGGGAAGAUAGCACCGGUGUGUCUGAUAGAAUUCGUGGAGAUCGCUCUCGGUUGUGUUUCUGAAAAUCCAAAUGAACGGCCUUCAGUGGGAGAUGUUGAGGUAGCCUUAGAACUUGCAUUGGAGCUGCAGGAGAAAGCCGACUUGGUUAUCAAGUCUGACAAUCCACAUGCUGUCUAUGCCUAUAAAGAUGUAUCAUUCCGUGUUUCUGUUGAAGCAAAAAGCUACUGGCCAGCCAACAGUUAUGGUGGAGAGUCACAUGGAGUAUCCGUCUCGGAUGCAGAAUUGGUCUCCGAUGGAGGAGCGGUCUCAGUCACCGAAUCAUGAAUUGAUAGAGAUGAGUUUGGGAAGGGGAAGUCUCUCUGUAAAACCAAUAUUAACUUUUAUGGAUGAAGAGAUUGAUGCAAUUAAAUGGAAUUAACGCAGAAUCAACAUUUUAUUCAAAA
Molecule: messenger RNA, 1322 nt
Organism: Rubroshorea leprosula
Lineage: Eukaryota; Viridiplantae; Streptophyta; Magnoliopsida; Malvales; Dipterocarpaceae
Source: the annotation of a GenBank genome assembly